Messenger RNA from Bufo gargarizans (Asiatic toad), 2191 nucleotides. RefSeq lists its product as uncharacterized. Bases 558 to 2054 code for a protein of 498 amino acids. The transcript is spliced from 11 exons. NCBI's taxonomy places the organism in Eukaryota, Metazoa, Chordata, Amphibia, Anura, Bufonidae. Gene Ontology annotation, molecular function: DNA binding. Gene Ontology annotation, cellular component: nucleus; transcription regulator complex. The record is from RefSeq and is a predicted model, not a curated record. Gene Ontology annotation, biological process: regulation of transcription by RNA polymerase II.
UCGGAGCAUCAGGCAUCAGCUGUCUGAAGAGGAAGUGCCUCGCUUCCUGGGAGCUGCUGCUGCUGCUGCAGCACACACAGUUAACCCUUCAUGUCCUGGAUCUGCGCUGGCUGGAAGUGGUGUGGAAAAGCAUCAGCAGCACUCUACGGAGGAUUCUCUGCCUGCUUCUUCUUCACAGUCCCACCAGGAGCAGCCUGUUGGGAUCCCAGAAGGUUCCCCCUCACUGAAAGUGCAAAAUUGAGGAUGAAAACCAUAUGCACCAAAAAAUUGUGACUUACCAGUUGAUUCUUGAUGGCGAUUGUUUAUAGCAAACUCUGCUAAAGAAGGAUUAACUUGAAUACAAAAGAAGUCCUGUGGACCAUCGAUGUUUGUCUAUAUCUGAAUGCGGUUUUUGGUCUUCAUCAAAUGAGGGAUACCUUCUGGAGUUUUGGAGCAGCGCGGUCCUAUAUUAAGAUUUAUUGACUGAACCCACUUCACUUUGAGACCUGCAGCGUCACUAUCAGGCAACGUAAUUGAAAAAUUUAUUUUUGGGCCUGAGCGGCCUUUGUUUCCACAAGAUGGAUUCUACUGAUUGUAAGCAAGGCCACACUAUCCAGCCACAGGAUCCUCAGGGUGGAGUUCAAAUACAUAUGCAAGACGAAGAUGGAGAAAUCAUGUGUGUGAAGAUUAAGGAAGAGGAGAUACCUGCUGAGAUCAGCCCUCAUGGAUCUAGUGGCAGAGAUACACCAGAGAGACGCCUCAGAUUUCGUUACUCACAUGCCUUAAAGCCAGACAAAGACGUAAAGGAGGAAGCAUUGAAUAUUGUUCUAGUUAAUGCUGAUUCAGCGAUAGAUGGAGACAGUUCUUACUUGGAUAAGGAAGAGGAAAUUCCUAUAGAUUUCAGUCCCGUACCAUCAGAGCAUCUUGGGACUCAUUUACAAGUUGUUAAGAAUAGAACAAGCAGUAAUGGCAGAGCCAGCACUUUCACACACACUCGAAAGAGACAGCCUUCAACAAGGAUGACAGAUAGUCGAGGUUAUAUUGAAGUAAACAGCCUCAUAACUGCAGUGUCUCACCAACCUGCCAUCUGGGAUGCCAGGGACCCCAGUUACAUGGAUCGGCUUAAGAGGUCUCAUGCAUGGGAGAGAGUGUGUCAGGAAAUGACUGAGGACUGGGAUGACUUUCAUGCAAAAACCAAAGACCGACGAUUGAAGGAUCUGCAAACUAGAUGGCGUUCUCUGAAGGACUGUUACAGGCGGGAGCUACAGCAGCAGAGGAAAGCGGAGAAGAGUGGGGGACCAACGGUAAAGAGGAAGACAUACUUGUAUUUUCGCCAGCUUCAAUUCUUAAAGCCUGUCUUGGAGGCACGAAGACAAGUUUGGAAGCAGAAGUCAAGCGACUGCCCUUCUGGAAACCUCAGAGAGAAGACAGAGGAAUCAAAGUUGGACAUUACGUCAUCUGCCACAUCUGCAAUCCCAAGGGCUGGUGCUACAUCUUCUUUACCCUUAAUGGAGAGUUCCCUCCUAAAGCAGCCCCUGAAGAGGAGAAGGCAGCAGAAGCAGUCAAAUUUUACUCAAAAUUCUCCUGUAACCUCUCAGGGAGUUGUCAGGGAAUAUCAAGAACAGGAAAAAGACGCAGACUAUCACUUCUAUAUGUAUAUCAUGGCUGUAACAAAGAAAUUCUCUCCGGAGAAGAAGUGGGCUUUUAGAAUGAAGAUUAUGGAAUUGCUCCAGAUGCAUUCUCUUGACCAGCAGGCUCCUUCUUCCUUCUCCCCUCACCUCACCUACUCAUACACACCCGAAGCUCAUAUCUCUCCAUCUGCAAACCCACCUUCUUACCCACACUAUUAUCCCUAUGAAGCCUCCCAUUCCUCCAGACAUUCCCCAACACCAAUCUACAUACCUUCUAACUACCAACACAAUUCCUUAGACCUGUCAAUACUGCCUGGUGCUCCUAGUCAGCCACAAUCACCCACCGAAUCUCCUUAUCGAAGUCCCUUAUCUCGCUCUUCACAGACACCCUCAAGCCAGGCCAGCCUAGACACAGAAGGGGACAGCUCAUUUUUGGACUACUAAAACACAAAGAUAAGUCAGUAUAUAUACAGUUUAUGAAAAAUAUAUAUAUAAAUCAAUAUAUAUACAGUUUAUGAAAAAUAUAUAUAAAUAAAUAUAUGUAUAAAUAAAAAAGGUAUACAAGUGAAAUAUAAGUAAUA